This is a messenger RNA of Daucus carota subsp. sativus, 1430 nucleotides long. Its product is annotated as E3 ubiquitin-protein ligase ATL42. The coding region runs from base 157 to 1332 and encodes 391 amino acids. The transcript has a single exon. The record is from RefSeq and is a predicted model, not a curated record. NCBI's taxonomy places the organism in Eukaryota, Viridiplantae, Streptophyta, Magnoliopsida, Apiales, Apiaceae.
CUUGUUUAUAAAAAGAAUACAUCCUUUUCAUGACUGACUUGGCGAAAUGAAGAUUCAUUAGGACUUUUAUCUAUAUUUAAGAAUUAUGAGUUAGCUCCAAACUGAACCCUCAGCUAAUCAGCCUCACCCAAACAAAAAAACUGCCAUGGUUUUCCCAUGAUCUCCUGCAUUAAAAUGCAUAAGUUGACUCUUUUUCUCAUGCUCUUGAUUGUGAAAACACAAUCCCAAUCAAACCCUGCACAAUUAGCACCUGGAGAUGCACCAAACAAUUUCCAUCCGAGCCUUGCAGCUAUCAUAGGUGUACUCUGUUGUAUGGUUAUUUUUACUUUCAUCCUUCUUGCUUAUGCCAAGUACUGCCACCGAAGCUCACCGAUGACCACUUCUCCGAUUCAAGGCCUGCUCACAAGAUCCAGAUCUCGGUACUCUGGUAUCGACAAAACUCUUAUUGAGUCACUUCCUUUUUUUAGAUUCUCUGCACUCAGAGGAGCCAGAGGCGGUCUUGAGUGCUCUGUCUGUUUGUCAAAAUUUGAAGAUAUCGAGAUUUUAAGGCUACUGCCAGCUUGUAAACACGCGUUUCAUAUAGAUUGCGUUGAUAAGUGGCUUGAGAAGCACUCUACGUGCCCGCUGUGCAGGCAUAAGGUCAGCACCGAGGAUCUUUCAGUACUCACGUAUUCUCACAGUUUGAGGUUCCUGGCUGCAGGGCACUCAGACGUGAGACAGGACUCAAGUUUGGAGAUUUUUGUUCAGAGAGAAGAGGAUUAUAAUCACAGGUCAUCCAGUUUCCGUGUUGGAGGUAGCUUCAGAAGCAAGAAUGAGGAGGAAAAAGAAGAGUUGCCAAUUCACGAAAAUGAUGAGGAGAUUUUACAUAAGUUUAAUCACAGGAUCAUUGUUUCUGAUGCCGUGUUGAAGAACAGAUGGAGUAAUAUUAGCUCUUCGGAUCUCAUGUUCUUGAAUUCAGAGUUGAGUCAUGGUUUGUCUAGCGGGAGAUUACCAUUCAAGGAAUCUGAUGGUGAGGAACUUAAGAAAGUAAUGGAAAUUAAACAAACUGAUGAAACCUCAGUUGAGAAGAAUGCUAGUACAUCGAAGAUUUCGGGUGUAAAUGAGAAGAGAUCAAUGUCUGAAAUUGUAACUCAUCCAAGAUUCACAGAUAUUAGCAUAAGAAUUGAUGCAGAGAAUUCUGCUGGGAGGAAUCAGGAGAAUUCGGAUAAUGUCAAGGAGGAGAGGAUAAGGAGGAUGUGGUUGCCAAUUGCAAGAAAAACAGUUGAAUGGUUUGCAAACAGAGACACAAGUACACCAGAGUUUCAGAACACAAGGCAAACUUUUGAUGUGUAGAUGGAUAUAUAGUUAGUCACAAGCUUUGAAGUUUGUUAUAUGCACAUAAUUUUUGCAAGUUCUUGAAAUCCUAUUUAGUUCAACGGAAUAUUCAUUUA